AUGAUUGUGAACUAUCUUAUUUUGGCAAUAAUCAUAGGGGCUGCUUAUGCUCAGACGGAGCCAUCAGCUUCAGAUGUGCUAAAAGCAUUACCUUCUGAUCUACAAGGCACAGUUAAUGAAUCACAGAUUCAAGAUAUCCAGAAUAAAUCAACAAAAGCUUUCAGAGAGAAAUGUGAGAAAAAUGGAGGCCCUGAUGCAUAUUCAAAUGCAGAGGCGGCUUUUAAGAAAUUCAUGAAGUGCACAGAAGACCUGGUGAACUUCCAAGUGCUCAAUGAAGAGAUCGAAAAAGCCAAGCCCGAUGGUCGAGUGGAUGAAGUGUUCAAGAAGUACUGCGACAAGCGUCCCGUGUUCAUGAGCUGCUUCCGCAACGCCACGGAGGCGGUGGAGCCUUGCCUCGCGCCCGCCGAACGGGAGCACCUCAAGCCGUUCCACAACGUGACCGAACAGCUGGGCGAGUUCAUCUGCUUCAAGGACGGCGACCGGAUCGCGCUGUUCAUCGCGGAGAAAGGCCCGGAGUGUCUGAAGGAGAAGAGCGAAAUGAUCAACGAGUGCGUGAACAAGACCUUCAACAUAUCCUACAAGUUCAACCCGAACGAGUUUCCUGACACUAUUCCGGAGAUCAACUUAGGGGAAAAGGAGUGCAACCAGAUCACCGAGGUGCAGAAGUGCGUAGUCAAAUCACUGGAAACCUGCUCGGUGCCCACUUCGGCCAACAUCAUCGAGUCCCUGUUCAAGUUCGCGCGCAAAUCCUUGCCCUGCAAGGAGCUUCCGGAAACGACCCAGGAUCCCAACUCGGGGUGCCGAGUUGCAGCGACGUUGACAUUGACUGCCGCCAUCUUUGCGAAAAUGCUCGUC
Iphiclides podalirius (scarce swallowtail) is the source of this 855-nucleotide messenger RNA. NCBI's taxonomy places the organism in Eukaryota, Metazoa, Arthropoda, Insecta, Lepidoptera, Papilionidae. The record is from the annotation of a GenBank genome assembly.